AUGGCAACAAAACUAAUGAUCAAUGAUUUGUUGGAUGAGUUAAAUGAAGAAAAUCAUAGACUAAUUGAUGAAUUAAGAUAUUGUCAGCAAUUGAUUGAAUUGUUUGAUAAAUACAGACAUUUAGUAAAUAGUUUGCAAACAAAUUGUGUUUGUAUUGAAAACAAUGAAUUGAAAACACAAUUCAAUGAAUUAGAUGUUCAAUAUUUGACAUUAAAGUCAAAGAAGAUAACGACGAUAUCCGCGGAUCAAAUUGUUGACAAUCAUUAUAAAGACGAUAAUAAUAGUAAAACAAGAUAUCAAUGCUAUAAUAAUAAUACGGAAACUGUGGACACAUCGGCGGUUAGUGUAGUAAAUGAAGCGAUCAAAAGAGGUAGAGAUAAACCAAAGAAGUCGAUGGUAUUAUCGUUAACAACAAAACGUAAUAAACAAUUGAAAUCAAAUCAUCCAAAGGGUGUUUAUAGUUGUGAUUACACCGGUUGUGACAAACAGUUUAAAUAUAUGUAUCUAUUGAAGUUACACAUACAGAUCAAACACAAUACGUCGGAGCGACGGUUCAAAUGUGAUGUCGACGGUUGUGACCAACGUUUCUAUCGAAAAGAUUAUUUAAAGGCACACCACUUAACAGUUCAUACCAACAACAGUGAUGGACAGUUAGCUACAAACAAUUGUCCAUACGAUGGCUGCGCUAAAGAGUAUAAAUCGCUUAAGGCGUUAAAUAGGCAUAUCAGUCAACGGCACACACUGUUGGCUACCAAACGGUUUCGAUGUGAUGUCGACGGUUGCGACUUAGGUUUUUACGACAAGAAUAGGAUGGAAAUACACAAACAGCGCGUCCACUACAAUGUGAGGCUCUACCCGUGCGAAUGGCCCGGUUGUGACAAACGAUUUAAGUCGGCAACUGAUUUGAAAGAACAUCGCGAAAGACAUAGCGGUGUCCGACAGUAUCGGUGCGAUGUCGGCGAUGAAUGCAAUAAGACGUUCACUACUCGUAAAUGUCUGCAACAGCAUAAAAGGUCGCACACCCGACCCUACCAGUGCUCGUGGCCGGCCUGUGAGUUCAGAUGCGCAAACAAUAUCAAUCUUGAAGAUCAUAUGAACGUACAUCAGGGCAUCAAACCAUUUAAAUGUCAUUUUCAUGGAUGCGAUAGCAGUUACAGUCGUAGAGCAUCGCUUAAAGUUCAUUGGCGUUUAAUACAUAAAUUUAUCAAA
Oppia nitens is the source of this 1209-nucleotide messenger RNA. Its product is annotated as zinc finger protein 845-like. Gene Ontology annotation, molecular function: DNA-binding transcription factor activity, RNA polymerase II-specific; RNA polymerase II cis-regulatory region sequence-specific DNA binding. The annotation marks the transcript as partial. Gene Ontology annotation, cellular component: nucleus. Lineage: Eukaryota; Metazoa; Arthropoda; Arachnida; Sarcoptiformes; Oppiidae. The transcript has a single exon. The record is from RefSeq and is a predicted model, not a curated record. Gene Ontology annotation, biological process: regulation of transcription by RNA polymerase II.